Hydra vulgaris (swiftwater hydra) is the source of this 429-nucleotide messenger RNA. RefSeq lists its product as uncharacterized. Gene Ontology annotation, molecular function: DNA binding. NCBI's taxonomy places the organism in Eukaryota, Metazoa, Cnidaria, Hydrozoa, Anthoathecata, Hydridae. The record is from RefSeq and is a predicted model, not a curated record. Gene Ontology annotation, biological process: DNA integration; DNA transposition.
AUGUGUGAGUUACAAAUAUCAGUUCGAGCACAGAUCAGUAUUUUAAAAGAGGAGGGAUACACCGAGAGAAGCAUUGCUGAAUGUUUGUCUGUUUCUAAAACUGCAGUUCAUAACACAAUAACUCGAUUGCAGCAGACUGGCAGCUUAACUUCCCGAAAAAGAUCUGGUAGACAAAAAUGUACCUCUAUGCAGACUGACCGCUUGAUUCAUCGCACUUGUACUAAUUCUCCAAUGUCAUCAUCCACAGUAAUACAACACAACUUGCCAUCCUUUGUUACUGUUUCCUCCAGAACUAUCAGACGAAGACUAUCCUCUGAUUGCAACCUGCAUGCCCGGCGACCUUCCAUUAAACCUAGGCUUUCUGCCAAGAACAUCAAGGAUCGGAUUGCCUUUUGUCAAAAGCACAAAGACUGGACUGCGUUGGAUUAG